GUAGUUAAUUAAAGUCGUAAUUUCUUUAAGAUUAUUUUUCUAUAAACCUCAACCAAAUUAAUUUUAUCUCUGACGUAAACAUUAAGAAUACGCUGUUGCACAAUUGCCGCGAUAAAACACGCGUCAUUGGUCUAAGAAAUGAUAAGUUAUUAAGGAGUCACCUUUUGAUAAUAAACAGAAACCCCCCCCAAAAACUUUUACCAUUCUUUGUUUAUAUUCUAUGUGGAAAGGAAGACGGUCAACCUGAAAGAGUAGGAACAUUUCUAACGUACUGCAAGGGUGUCGUUGAUCAAGUGUUGUUAAUAAUAUUUUUUUAUUAUAUCAAAAUGCUAAAUUUACCUGCAAGAUUGUGCCAUGCUGUGAUUUGGAUUGGAGUUUUUGUUUCAACAAAUGGACAAGAACCAAGUUCACGACUUACGCGCUGGCACAAUUUGGAGAAACAGAAGCUGCGGUCGCGACUAGAGAAGGGAAGUAGGCUGCUGGAAAAACUCAAUGUUCAGCCCGAAUAUCCACCGCCAUCUCCAUCGUCCCCUUCACAGAAUAUGCCGCCAACAGGUUUACCAGUCGGGCCAUCGUGGCUGGAACAGUUUCAACUGGUUAAACAUAUACUAAACAGUCAUCGCGGAGUCACUAGCACACCUACACCUAUAAACAUAGAUAGAAUGGCAUCUAUCAGACUACGGCUACUAGAGAAAAAGAGGAAGCAACAGGAAAUUCAGGAACAGAGAGUGCAAGAGCAGAAACUUCUUGAACAGAGACUGGAGAAGCAGAGACUACUAGAACAGAAACUCCAGGAACAGAGAUUGCAGGAACAAAAACUGCGAGAACAGAAACUUCUGGAACAGAAACUGGAGGAACAGAGGCUGAAGGAACAGAGAUUGCAGGAACAAAAACUGCGUGAACAGAAACUCCUGGAACAGAAACUUGAGGAUCAGAGAUUGCAUAAACAGAGAAUGGCAGAACAGAGGCUACAGGAACAGAGACUUCAGAAACUGCGACGACAGGAAGAGUUGCUACUGGAAAAACGAUUGCAUGAACUUAGACUGCAGAUUCAAGGGGCGUCUCAUAAUCUACGACAUAUAGGUCAAAUGAACCAGGGCCAAAUUCUUCCAGGAAUAGACAUCGGGAGCUCUUUAUUUGGUCCAAGCGAUGGUAUCCAGGUUCGUCCAUCAGAAACUCUGAUUGGACCAAUUGAUUUAGGCCAAUGGAAUUCAGUUGGAGCAAAUCAAUUUGAUCCUCUUGGGCAACCUGGCAAUUUAACUGAACCACCAGACUCAGGCCUUACACCCGAUGACCAGUCGGCCGUUCACUCCGGUGAGCCGCUCGGAUUUUUCAAUCCUGGCGAAGCGCUUCAACCUUUACAAUCAUCACCUGGGGAGGCUCGUGGUGUAGAAAUCGGGCUAGGUUCAGUCGGGGAUAGCCAGUGGCAAGGCUCAUUGCUCGGUGCAGGUAUUCCCGUCACAGAAUUUAAGGAAGUGAAUAUCAGUACCUCCGUUGAUUCCGGCAGUCGGACAGGGCAAGUGGAUAUCUCUUCUACAAACGUUAAUCAACCUCUGAAUAGCAACACAGGACAGAAUGUCAACAGACCAAGUGCAGGUUUACAGACACUUAACGGUGGAUGGAUGCCAAUAGCAGAGGUUUCAAGGGCGUCCUCAAGCGUUAAUUCCAACGUUAAGAAUAAAAAUGCACAAAAACAGCCGUUUAAUCUGUUAGGUGAUCUCUCAUCAAAACUAAAAAAUAGACGUGUUUCUGAAAGAACGGCCCGGUCACCUACCAGCUUUGUGAACCUUUCUGGAAUGCCAAGUUCACGACUUACGCGCUGGCACAAUUUGGAGAGACAGAAGCUGCGGUCGCGGCUAGAGAAGGGAAGUAGGCUGCUGGAAAAACUCAAUGUUCAGCCCGAAUAUCCACCGCCAUCUCCAUCGUCCCCAUCACAGAAUAUGCCGCCAACAGGUUUACCAGUCGGGCCAUCGUGGCUGGAACAGUUUCAACUGUUUAAACAUAAACAAAACAGUCAUCGCACAGUAACUAGCACACCUGCACCUAUAAAGAUAGAUAGAAUGGCAUCUAUCAGACUACGGCUACUUGAGAAAAGGAGGAAGCAACAGGAAAUUCAGGAACAGCAGAAACGCCUGGAACAGAGUCUGGAGAAACAGAGACUACGAGAACAGAAACUCCAGGAACAGAGAUUGCAGGAACAAAAACUGCGAGAACAGAGACUGCUGGAACAAAAACUGGAGGAACAGAGACUGAAGGAACAGAGAUUGCAGGAACAAAAACUGGAGGAACAGAGACUGAAGGAACAGAGAUUGCAGGAACAAAAACUGCGAGAGCAGAACCUUCUGGAACAGAAACUAAAUGAACAGAGAUUGCAUGAACAGAGAAUGGAAGAACAGAGGCUGCAUGAACAGAGACUUCAGAAACUACGACAACAGGAAGAGAAGCUACUGGAAAAACGAUUGCAGGAACUUAGACUGCAGGUUCAAGUGGCGUCUCAUAAUCUACGACAGAUAGGUCAAAUGAACCAGGGCCAAAUUCUUCCUGGAAUAGAUAUCGGGAGGUCUAUAUUUGGUCCAAGCGAUGGUAUCCAGGUUCGUCCAUCAGAAACUCUGAUUGGACCAAUUGAUUUAGGCCAAUGGAAUUCUGGUGGAGCAAAUCAAUUUGAUCCUCUUGGGCAACCUGGCAAUCUAACUGAACGACCAGACUCAGGCCUUACACCCGAUGACCAGUCGGCCGUGCACUCCGGUGAGCCGCUCGGAUUUUUCAAUCCUGGCGAAGCACUUCGACCUUUACAAUCAUCACCUGGGGAGACUCGUGGAGUAGAAAUCGGGCUAGGUUCAGUCGGCGAUAGCCAGUGGCAAGGCUCAUUGCUCGGUGCUGGUAUUCCCGUAACAGUAUUUAAGGAAGUGAAUAUUAGUACCUCCGUUGAUUCCGGCAGUCGGACGGGGCAAGUGGAUAGCUCUUCUACAAAGGGUAAUCAACCUCCAAAUAGCAACACAGGACAGAAUGUCAACAGACCAAGUGCAGGUUUACAGACACUUAACGGUGGAUGGAUGCCGAUAGCAGAGGUUUCAAAGGCGUCCUCAAGCGUUAAUUCCAACGUUAAGAAUACAAAUACACAAAAACAGCUGUUUAAUCUGUUAGGUGAUCUCUCAUCAAGACUAAGAAAUAGAACUCGACAUUAACAUUUAAUUUUUUCUUAAUAUAUGUUGUAAAGCAACAGUCUUGAUUGCCGUGAAUUGGUUAACGAUCGCUACCUACAUGUGUUAUGUUGUACUGGUCGCUGGUCAGGCGCAGUGGAUAUUUCCAUUUGUCAAGGGAAAGCGCUACGCUUAAAAAUCGAUAAAUAUUCUCGCGCAUACGUGUCGGAUGUUUUAACAAUAAGAAACACAGGGAUUAAGUCAGCAGUUUACCGCAUUGCUAGGUUAUUUAUUCCAGUUGAUUGCGCUCACAAGCCAUAGUGCAGCCAUUAUAGGGCGAGGGAAGACCUUUAUAAAUAUAGUAUUUAUUGCCUGUAAAGACAAUUAUGUCAUUUCAUUAGCUUUUUAAUAUUGAUUUUCAAUUUCAUUUCAUUAUAUUUCUUACUCUUGACAUGAAAUGUAUUAUAUUUUGAAUUUUCUCAUUUGUACUUAUAUUUAAUAUAUAUUUAAUGAAAUAUGUUUAUAAUGACGAGACAAUAUGUAUAGUUUAAGUCGAUACAAGCUCUGCCCCGUUCUGUUCUGUUUAUAAACUCAAAGAACGACAUUACGCACUUAGUUAUCAACCUAACGUGCAUGGAAUACUUUCAACAUACAUGCAUGUCCAAAAAUUGCUCCACAGACAUUUAUCGGGAAAUGAUUUAUUAGUUCCCGAUCGGUCGGUGGGGUGAACAUGUAGCAUUGAACCUUUUACGUGUUUCUAUUUACAUUGUUAUAAUAGUUAUACAUCAAUUCAUGUUAUUCCUGCUUAUUUCACUGACUUAUAUGAAUGUUUAAACCUAUGUUUACCCUCAUUUAUAUUAUGAGAAAUAUAUAUAUAUUUAUAUAUAUAUAUUCACAUUUAAACAUAUUUAGGCGCCUUUUUCAUGUAUUGCAUCAAAAUUCGUCUUGUUCAACUCAAAUGACAAUUAACUAAUCAAAACAAAGUCUUAACGGCUCUAUUCUUUUGACGUGCACUUCCGGUUAAAUAUUGACAUCGCAGAACAAUGUGGCGUUGCAAGAAAUAUUGGUUUUGCUAUAAUUGCUCAUAAUUUAUAGCGCUAUUAUAUGUUAUGAGAUAACUUUUAGUUUAAGUCAUAGUGUACCGUUGGGCUACCAACUUUGGAAUUUAUUUGGCCUGACCAAAUAGUUGGUGCUGAUGGACAGUGAGACAACCGUAUAUGUCUAACCAUGAAAAAGAAAUGAUUUUGUUGAUGAUUUGAUUGUUAGUUUAUCAAUACAGUAGUUUUUACCAUGAACUCAUUUAUUAAUUCAUUGUGUGGUAUUAUUACAUGUAUUACAGUCUUUAUGUAUUAACACAAAAGUUCGCGUUGUAUUGUUUGUGGCAUUUAGAUAUACAAUUUGUAUGCCGUUCUUAUUGUAUGUUCCUUUUGGCUUCCAUACAAUAAUGCUAGUAGCAUUAUAUUCAGGUACUAUUGAAUGAAAGGGCAAAUCCAUAUAUCCAACAAAAUUUGAACGUUAUUUGCUUCUCAAAGAUAAGUUAAGACGUAAGUCACAAGAGUGCCUUAAUUUGCUCCAUGAGUUAAAACGUUGGUCACAAAAGUAAGGCUCCUCCUUCUUUAUGACGAAAGAACACAAUUUAUAUAAGAAAUCUUAAUCAAUAAAUGAUUGGAUUACAGCCUUUGAACGGUCAAUGAAACAAGAGUCGACUUGGUGGAAUUCGAAAUCACUGGAUUAUGAGUUCACUGGAUUAUGAGUUCACUUGAUUAUGAGUUCACUGGAAUACGAAUUCACUUGUGGUUUAUUAGUCAGGCUGUAGGCCAAUAGGCCUGCAUACUUUUAUAACCUUUAAUCGGAAUCUGACAAUGGCAGAUCAACAUAACAUUUUUAACAUUUGACAAGUUAAUGAAUGCACGUGUGUAUUAACCCCAGCGCUGUUCAAACAGCGGUGGUCAACUACCUAAUUGACAUUACCAAUUUGGUAUUAUACUGACUGCGGCAUGCGUUUUGCACGAUAAGCUUGCUAAAAGUAGCGGUGUAAUGAGUUUUCAUAAGAUUUUGUGCGGUUGAUAUAAUUCUAAAACCCCGGAAAGACAUGGUAAAACCCCGAAAAGACAAUCAACGUAUUGCAAUGAAAUGCUCAUCUGGCGUAAGAUAUCAAACCAAAAUGGUUUAAAUGCAAUUAUAAUAUUCAUUUUAUCUCACAAACAGCUUUUUGGUGAUUAAAAUUCAUUCGUUUAUAUAGUUUAUACAUGGUAUGCUUAAAAUAGCCUUAAAUCGACUCUUAACUUGACAUUUUAUUAUUAAAAGCGGUAGUAUUUUUUACACAAAAUAAGGUUAUGCAACUACGUCUCAUCAAAUCAUUAAUUGUGUUAAUACAUACAAACAAUAUUCAACCAUUACUUAAAGUGUACUAUACAAUUUUACAUUAAAAUUAAAGCUCUGCGACCUGUUACGAUCUGUGAAUAUAGUCAUGUAAGGCCGAUUAGAACGGAAAGUGUGUGAAGAUUUUUCGGUUUGUCUCAAUAAUUUGAGAUCAGAUUCGUGAGCAUGUUGCAUAAACAUAUUUAUAAACCACUUACAUAAAUCUUUUCAUUUUUUCCACGAGUAACAUAUAGGUUGAAGGCAAUGAUAAGGUACA
Mya arenaria is the source of this 5778-nucleotide messenger RNA. RefSeq names its product histone-lysine N-methyltransferase 2D-like. The coding region runs from base 327 to 3185 and encodes 952 amino acids. The record is from RefSeq and is a predicted model, not a curated record. The transcript has 8 exons. NCBI's taxonomy places the organism in Eukaryota, Metazoa, Mollusca, Bivalvia, Myida, Myidae.